Messenger RNA from Bacillus rossius redtenbacheri, 7166 nucleotides. Its product is annotated as transcription factor E2F4-like. The coding region runs from base 91 to 1089 and encodes 332 amino acids. Gene Ontology annotation, cellular component: RNA polymerase II transcription regulator complex. The record is from RefSeq and is a predicted model, not a curated record. Gene Ontology annotation, molecular function: RNA polymerase II cis-regulatory region sequence-specific DNA binding; protein dimerization activity; DNA-binding transcription factor activity, RNA polymerase II-specific. Gene Ontology annotation, biological process: regulation of transcription by RNA polymerase II. The transcript is spliced from 9 exons. NCBI's taxonomy places the organism in Eukaryota, Metazoa, Arthropoda, Insecta, Phasmatodea, Bacillidae.
CUAAUAUUUAGGUUCCAAGAUUGUUGUUUACUUUUCAAAUAUCGUAGUUCGUAGUUCAACAAAUUCUGCAACCGUUUAUGAAUUGGAAAAAUGGCUGAUAAUCUGUACGGCAGGACUGAAAAAUCGCUAGGAUUGCUGACAAUUCGCUUUGUAUCGUUAUUACAAAAAGCGCGAGACGGUGUACUUGACCUGAAAGUUGCAGCCGACGUGCUGGCGGUGCGGCAGAAGCGGAGGAUAUACGACAUCACCAACGUCCUCGAAGGGAUUGGCCUCAUCGAGAAGAAGAACAAGAACAGCAUCCAAUGGAAGGGAGCCGUGCCAGGGUGCAACGGCGAGAACGUCUCCAGCCGGGUCGGCAAGCUCAGCCGCGAGAUAGAGCAGCUCGAGAGCUACGAGAAGAAGCUGGAUGUCCACGAGCAGUGGGUGCAGCAGAGCAUCCGCAACAUCACGGAGGACGGGGAGAACUACCGCCUGGCCUACGUCACCCAGAAGGACGUGUGCCAGUGCUUCCCGGAGCAGACGCGGCUGGCCAUCCAGGCCCCGCAGGGCACUGCACUCACCGUGCCGCAUGCCGCUGACAACGGUGUGAGGAAGUACCAGGUCCACCUGCAGUCCAACUUGGGCCCCAUCUAUGUGCACCUUGUCACGGACGACUCCGCGAAGCAGUCGGAGACGGACUCUUUGCUCAGGGAUCCACGCUGGCUGCAGCCCCUCAGGCCAGACGACGCUGCCUCGGACGCCCGGCAGCCUGGCUGCUCUCCGCAGCAGUCGGAGAACCGGGACCUAUUAGUCAGGUCGGGCGUGAAGCGGAAGAAAUCUGGCAGUCCCGCCAAAGUGACGGGCAGCGUUGAGAAGAUGGAUGAAGUAUUUGGACUGGAGCCAGAUGUCAUUCUCAGUGACGUGUUGUCUGGAACGUGCCCAGAUGAGACGGCAACACAGGACGGCCUCAUGGAGGAGCUGCUCAGCCCGGACUAUUUUGGGCCGUUGGUGAGGCUGAGCCCGCCCCUGAACGACAAGGACUACUGCUUCAACCUGGCCGAUCACGAGGGGGUGUGCGACCUGUUUGACAUUCCCACGGGUGCGCUGUGAGGGCGACCGCCUCCUGAGAGGAAGCUGUCGUCCGACCCGAGCGUUGCCCUGCGUUGGUGCACGCGCGUGAUCUCCGCGGACGUUCAUUGGGACGUCCUUGUAAAUACCCAGGGUCUGCCCGAUCAGUUCCCACGGCUCCGUGGGUUCAGCAAUGUGCAGAACCAAAUGUAAAUAUGUAGAUAUUGUGAACAGUACGUAAUAACCGCAGGCGUUCUCCGUUCUCACAUGCCUGUUCUGCAUCAGUCAAAUGAAUUGAUGUUUGCUGGAAGGGGUAAACUAUGGUCAGCCCUAGCACAAUUACCUAUAUGUUUACAAACAACUGUAUUGUAUUAAGUAAAGACCAUGGGUCUUGUGAUGAGAUGUGUUUGCAGUUGCUUCAUGUAGAGAUUUGAGGACUAAUUUAUAGAUUAAUCUAUCCUUAAAUGUUUGUAACAUAUAUUUAAAAUAGGUAACUUUAGCUUUCCUUUAUAAUGUAAAAAACAAGGAAAAAAGAUUUCUACAUCCUUUUCUCUUUGUUUGUAAAUCGAACAUCUUCCGUGGUAACAACUCUUGAACUUGAAUUUUAACACAGCUUCAGAUGGAAAGCAAAUAAUGAACUGUGCAAAAAGAUCUUUAUCUAGUCCUGAAAUACCAGUAAUUAGUAAUUACUGCAUAACAAAGACAGUUAAAAAUAAAUGUUUAUUUGUAGGGCACAUGAACAUAGUGAUCUUAGUCGAGUUUUGCAGAUUUAACUUUGCCAUUCCAUUUAAUAAUUUGAACGUUACGCUGUGAAAUAUAUAGCUAACUCAAGCUGCCUCAUGUGUACUAUCUGUUAACUACAGUAAAACCCAGUUGUUAGGACCCAUGUACCAGAGUCACCCAUAAGAAAACCUGAUUUCUUCCCUACAGUAAGCGAUGGCAGGCUGGGAAGGAAAAGCCUCAGUACUGUGCGGUGGCCAAGAUUUUGUUACGAUGUUGACUUUAAUCUGCAGUGUACAGGUAAAGUCAUUAUGGCAGAGCAGAGGCAACAUACCGAGCUAUGAUAUGCAGGUAUCAUAAUUCAUAAGAUUUUAUCUGAUGCAAUUUGAUCCACAACUUCAAAUACUACUUCAUUGCUUCUACAAACAUUUGUCCUCGCUCAAAGAUGUGUUUGACUAUCAGACAUGCUGGUACCCAACGUGAGUGUUAAUUUCUGUUAGCUGGUUUUCGUAACAUGGCGUGUCACCCUUACAACUGAACUUGUGCUCCAUUUAACUAUUACUAAGUUGUUAUUAAUGUGAUGUUCUCAACUGUACUUGUGAUAUUGCGCGAGAACUUGGUUAUAUGUUUGUAUGUUGGAGUUAAGAACUAUUGUCUGUCAUGUUAUUCUGUGUAUAUUGUUCCUGUGUGUACAAUAGGAAUAGUGUUCAUAAUUUUGUGUAAUGUUAUUGUGAUCUGCAUAUUACAAAAAUCAUUCUUGGUUCACUGUAAACGCGAACUGUGUAUGUUUGUAGGCUCUGCUUUGUUUCCCCUUCACCGAGGGCCUAUAUGUUUUCAAAAAACAUCUUGAGCCUUGUACCUACCUGUUUAAAGUAUAGGUUUAUGUGAAUGUUCUAUACAAUUAUCAGACCAAGUAAACUUUAAAAGUCUGGUGUUAACUAUCACUUUGCACACCAUGUGCGAGAAGGCUAAAACUUAAUUAUACAGUAAUUUUCAAUGGAGUGUUUCAUAUUUGAAGUCAUUAUGUUGAGCAACCAAAUAAUUUAAUAAACCAAGAUUAUAAACAAUGAAAUUGUAAUGAAACACAGCACAUUUGACAUACAUGCAUAAUGUCACAACAUUUUAUCACAUUAAUCUUUCAUAGGCACAAUUUUGCAAGAAUGAUUUUUUCUUUCAAAAUAAACUUAAAUAUGUUUUUAUUACAUUUUUAAAGUUAAUUUUUAUUUGUUUAAUUGCAUUGUUAUUUUCCUUUUGUUAGUUUUAUUUAUAGGCUGAUGUUUUGCAAAGCAGGGUAGUAAAAAAUGUUUUGGAAACUGAUGUACAAGGACUUUACUGAACAUGUAUACUUCCAAUAGUUGAUUGAAAACUAAAAAAUUGUUUUUAUCUUGCCUGUAACAGUCCAUGCCUACAGUUUGCAGAUGGAGGUUUUAAUAGUGUGAGUAUUGCAUCUUCUUAAAUUUAAGGGGAGUGAUAGGAACGAAAGAUGCCAUCUUGGUUUUAAAUGAUUUUAUGCCAUAGCAAUUAGUAUCUAUUUAUUUUCAACAUUUGGCUUCGUUAAAGUGUAGAAAAUAAUAAAUUUGUUUAAAUGCCUGAAGUUAAUAGUGACUGGAUAGUUUUUCCUGUGAGGUGAUGGUUGGUUAUAAUUGAAUUCAUUUUUUGGAAUUGUGAGACUCGAAGAUUGUUAAAAAAAAUCUCUUAAUAUGUGUCUGUGUUAAAUUAGACAAAUUUUCAAUAUUAAAUAUAAAAAAGGUUCAUGACGUACAAACUAUAAAAACCAAUAUGGUGUGUCUCCGUUGGUGUUUCUCCAUUUCUAUUCCUCCCCCUUAAGUUUUUCAUGUUUUGUGCAUGUAGUGUGAUAGGGAUUUCCAUUUCAUACAAAAAUUGUGUUUCAGAUGCUAAGCUAACUUCUGCUUAAGUUUGAGCCAGUGGUCACAUUGUUCACAAGUGCACUAAGGGUGUGUACUACGAGCACUCGUACACUCAACCCACAAGACCAAAUUGAGUGAAUUUGUGAAGGAGCAGACGAGGUCAUGUUAAUUAAUCUAGAUUUCAAACUACCUCAAACACAUGCAAAUCAAAUUUGUAAUAAACACUUACCUGCAUGUUGGCAUACUCGUAAUGUUCAGAAUUUAUAUUCAAAGAAAACAUUAAUCUGAAAUAUUUCUGAAUUGCAUUAGAUAAUUUACAUACUAUUUUAUAUGACACGAACAACAUUAUUACGGAUGUUACAGAGUCAACAAGGUUAAAACUAGAUCAUGUGAGUUGCUAACACAUUUUUUCUUGACAUUACACUACUGUAAUUUUAAAAGAAGAAAAAAUUAUGUACAUUCAUAGUAAUGUUACAAUAAUCUGGAAAUAAUAAUUCAUUAAAAAAAUUUUUAAACUCACGCCCACAAAACCCUGUUGUAGCAAAACUGAUCAGCAUUAGAAUUGUGCUUGCAAAUGUAACACUAUGUGUUGCUGAACAUUUCUGAUCAUUUUUUAAUCCUGGAGUGCACACAUUUCCAAUGCAAUGUGGCAUUAUGUUACUAGGUUAUUAAGCACCAGUAAUUUGUUGCACAAAGAAUGUUUAUGAAAUUUUUCACAAUGUCAUUAAUUUCAAACAAGAUAGCAUAAUGUGCAAUUUUGUAAUUCAUGUGUGUACAAUAUUUUGUAAUCUUUGUGGUAUGUUUUUGUAUUCCAGUAUUUUAUGACAGUUUAAAUGAUGUCCCUCAUCAAGUGAAAAUUAAAAAAAAAAAAAAAACUGUCUUCAUUACCACGUGCUUGGUAGUAUUAUUUCCGACUAAAGUUGUGCUCAUAUAGUGUAAUUCUAAUACAUAGAAUAUUUUACUGCACUACAAAUUAUAGGAAGGAGUUGGUACAAACAUGUACAGAUCAUUAAAAAAAAAAUCAUCAGAGGUCCGCAGUCAUGUUAAUUUUAAUCAUACUAAACUAUUUUAGCUUUAGUUUAAGGCAAUGAUACACUUUAAAAAAAACACAAUUACAUGUUCAUAAAAAAAGGGGAUUGGUUGAGGCAUGCACACACUUGUUUCCUGCCACAGUAAAGCCAGUCGACAAGUUGAUGCUCCACCGCAGACACGUCGUAAUAAUCGGUUGCAGUAGAAUCUUCCGGGGCGGGGCCGAGCAUGCACAGGCGAGCGUGAGGUCGAGAAGGCUUCUUGCCGAGUGUCACUGAGGCUCAUUGUCACAGGUGAUUGGACAGCGAAGGUGGGGGUGAAGUGGUUCUCCACAGGGAGGGGGAGAAACUUUGGUUGUCACAAGCUCGUCCCUGCCUCUCUGGCCCUAAUCCUUAUGCAUGUCCAAAAUGGCAGUGCCCUUGCAUGUUGUCUAGUUUCAUGGUAGAUUCUUGAAAAGUUAAUCAAUUUUAAUAAAAUGUCCUACAUUGGGACGCGGUUUGCCGAUACCCAAGGUUGGCAUAGAAAUUAACGAACUGAUCGCUGAACUGUCGGAAGUGUGGGCGAAGCUGAGAACUGUCUCGCAACACGUAUUAAUAAUGAAGCCAGGGCCGCGUACCGCAGACACAUUUUGUACGACAAAGAUAGUUUGGCAUGGGGCAUGAAUAUACAUAUUACGUUGAGUGGCUGAUGAGUUUCGACCAGCCAUAGGGCUAGUUGCAGAGCCAGAAAACUGAAAAUAUAAAAGAAUACCGUGCUAUUGAUGUGAAGGUCGAUGCACUAAAAGGAUGAGGUUCUCCAUGCAGCUAUAGGUACAUGUCUAACCCCGAUGGCAGUUCGUGAACUGAGGUGAAUUAUGAAUGGCUUCUGGCCACUAGGAAUCACACCAUAUCAAAAUACUGUAAUAAAUCAGAAUGAACUCCGUGAAAAAACAAUGUCUAAUAUAUAAUGAACAGAAUGAUUAAAACAUAAUUUUAAGCUUGUAUCACAAUAAAUUUUUUGUACAGGCUUCACCAGACACUUUCAACAAAACUAGUAGCUAAGCCUCCAUGGCAGCAAGUAUUGUGGUCAGUUUCUAUGGAAUAACCUAUCACGCACAACCCUUGGCAUCCUCAAUAAACAUGUGAACUUAAUUUAUUGUGGAAGUAAGAACUUUUGUUUAUUUUGAAAAUUAAAUAUUGAAAAAAAUACACAUUCAUAUUCACUGGAAAGAAAAAAGAAAGAAAAAAAAUUACGCCACGUUCCUAUUAUUAUUCAUGUAAUCAAAAUUAAUUGGAACAAAUAUAUAUACAAACAGGUACCUAUGAAAUUGCACUAUCAUACUGUUUCAAUAAUUAUUAUAUGCAAAUCACCCAAAAUAUUCAACAUAAAAGAAUUUUAAUAGUGCCGUUAAAUUUAAUUACCAUGCAACAAAAUACUUCAAUCAACAUAACACAUAAAAAAAAACCAUCAGAUUACAUCAUUCAUAAUAUCUUCUUGUACAUAAAACAAUGGUUGAAAAAUGUUAUAUACAUGAAAAAUAUACCAAUUAACAUUACUCAAUUAUGUUGAAACAAACCUUAUUCAAACAGUUCCUUGUAAUAAAAAUAACCUAUAACGAAGCUAUAGGAGAGUCAGUUUUAAAAUUGCCUGAGAUUAAUGUUUUUAUGACUGAAUAUAAUCAUGAUACACGUCAGUUUGUACGAAAACCAUAUAACAUGUUUAUAUUUACUAAAAACUAGCUUCAAUCGGUCACACUGAUAUUAUCAUCCUUAACCUCCGGGUUUGUCGACAAAGUAUACUUUCUUAUGUAGAUUUUAACAUAUCAGUUUAGUCUGUGCCAAUAAUAAUAUGGUGAACUUCAAACCAAAGAAUUCCACGCAUAACAUAAGUCAUUGGCUUAAUAACUUGGACACAUUACAACCAAAUUAACAGUCACAAAAACUAAUUUUCAAGGCUUUGUCAAAUAAAUAUCAGAAAUAGGUCCAAAACUUGUUACGAUGCUCGGAAUUAUUCAGGUAGGUAUUUCAUUCUUACUUGAAGACUUCUCUGACAGAAUAAAGCCUGAGGCCUUACCAAUUCUGUAACUGGCCAAAUCAAGCCAAUAUCAAACCUGAUUAGUAUGAUUUAUCUUUCCAUUCGUAGCCAAACGUCACAGGAUUAUCCUCAAGUACAAAUCUUUAUAUUAGGCCAUAUCCUGACAAAGACUUUAAGUAGGCAUCAAGCCUAGAUCAUGCCAUACUUAAUCAAUGGCUCCACGAAGCCUUUUUUUUCUUUUUAGUGUCCCUGCACUAAUACAAAAUUCAUCUAUUUAAUUGUUACAUAAUUUAAACAUUCAGUGUUAGCCUAAAUCAACAAACUUAUUACAAUAUGGCAGUAAUUAAUAGCAAAAAAGGAUACUCAGUAUAACAAUGAAAAAUACGUUAAUACAUAACCAUAAUAUUGUAAACUGACUAAUUUUAAAUAUAAAAAUUAUGUAAAUACCUGCCCUCCACAUUAACAUAAAACAAACAAGUGUAAAUAUUG